AUGGCCUGGCAGUCGCCUUCGGCCAUGAACGGCGGCGGUGCCAAUGGAGGGGGUGACGGCAAUGCGCCCGCGGGGACAGAGUACACAUUGCAGGGUGUUAUGCGAUUUCUACAGCUGGAAUGGCACAACCAUGAACGAGCACGCAAUGCAUGGGACAUCGAGCGCGCCGAGAUGAAGGCCAAGAUCGCGAAACAGGAGGGCGAGGUGCGGAGCGCGAAGAAGCUGAAUGACCAGCUAAACAAGCAUAUUCGGAUGCUGGAGCAGGCACUUACCAACGAGAGAAAGAAGAAGAGCGAGGCAGCAGGAGGCGACUCUGAGGCCGGAGCAGAUGACAAGAAGGACCUCAAGGGCAAGAAGGGUGGCGUGAAUUCCACCAAGCCCCAAAACAAGAAGCACAACUCUUUCCUCGACGUCGACUCGGAGUUCUUUGACCGCGCAGAAGCCGACCGCGAGAACCUCAGAGAGAAAUCCAAGCUCUACCUUACCAAAUGCGUCGAAGAAAUCACAUACCUCCUUACUCCGCCCCCGCAAGCCUCGCAACAACAACAGAACCUACAGCCGCUUGCUAAUGGCAACGGCUACUUGAACCACGGCGAGGCCUCGAUGGAAGAUAUCUACCUACAACAACACCGCCAGAGGCUGCAGUCACAACUCCCAACCAUGCCAGGCACGUCCAUGCCUACUCACCAGCCCCCGAACGUGCCAGUCCCUUCUGAACUUCAAAGCUUAGCCAACCAGCAUCAAAUCCACCACGCGCCACAAAUGACACGAGAACCCUCACAGCAACAACCCCUUGCGCAGAACGCUAGUAUGGCUCAGGAACUUCUCGGACAGCAACGUCAGCCCCAGAAUCAGCAGCAUUAUUCGUCGGUACCCGAAGAGCAGGUCGAAAAGGUGACACAUGCGUUCGAUAGCGAAGGACGCCAAAUACCAAUUGCUGAGGAAAACGCUUCGGAUCCAAGCCAGGCUGCCAACCAGGAGAAAGAGACAGAUGAUUGGAUUUUCGACCCCGCAUCGGAGACAGCUCAGGAGGGCCCACCCAGACGGCCAGACACCGAAGAAUUUCCAUCGGCGAAUAGCAUCCCAGCAAAAUCGCCACCACGCCCUGUAAAGAGGGCCAGCAAAGACCACGUCAGACGACUGAGUAAUGAUCAGAAAGCUCAACAAGCAGUAGCCCAGCAAGCAGCGAAGACUGACCCGCAAAGUUUCAAAGUCCGAUUUGCACUUCGCGGCCAUCUCGAUGUGGUACGAUCAGUCAUUUUCACUGGUGGUGGCAGCCCCAGUGAGCCAGAGAUUUGCACAGCGGGAGAUGACGGCAUGAUCAAAAGAUGGAUGAUACCCGCAAGUUAUGCAAACCAGCACAGCAUGAACAAUGAUCUAGACAUUCAGCCAUUCUGGUCACAUCGGGGUCAUGAAGGUACUGUGACAUCUUUAGCAGCCUGCCCUGCUUCUGCUCAUUUUGCCACCGGAGGAAGGGUCUCUGGCGAUGGCUGGAUAUUUUCGGGUGGUCAGGAUGCCACGAUCCGCGUAUGGGAACGAGGCCGAGUUGACCCAAAGGCCACCCUUGAAGGGCACACCGAUGCCGUCUGGACUGUAUGCGUUCUCCCUACCACCUGUGCUAAUCUGUUCGGCUCCGAUAGCAGCAAGUACGGAGGACCAGACCGUGUCAUACUCGCUUCCGGAUCUGCAGACGGUACUAUCAAGAUCUGGGCUGUAAGUGCGCCGCCUCAACUGGUCUCACCGCAGACAAACUCUCGUCGUGGUGUUGGAGGCAGCCGGAGACACUCGGUCACAUCUGGAUCGAACCACCCGUCUUCACCGCAGCCCAGCAUCGCUACCACGACACCAUUUCAUUACAUGUUAAUACAUACCAUCGAGCGUGACACGCACCCUUCGCCUACGUGCAUCAGCCCGCUUUCCCCUACUGGAGAGAACUUUGUUGUCUCCUUCUCUGACGCAUCAAUCUUGGUGUAUGACACGAGGACCGGCGAGGAGCUGAUCGGUAUGGCCAGUAACGAAUCUUACGAUGGAACCCCAGCGACUGGUAUCACAUCAGUUGUGACAAGCUCGCAGUAUCUCGAAAGUGCGUCACAGGAGGCUGGCCGAGGCGGUUCAGAUGAGGAAGGCAUACAUGGCCCGACUGGCUCUGCUAACGGCGGCCUGGAGGGUGUUAUAAUUAGUGGGCACGAAGACCAUCUCAUCAGGUUCUUCGAUGCCAACUCUGCUAUUUCUUCGUUAUCACUCAGCAAGGACGGCCGAGAAGCCGUAUCUGCUGGACAUGACGCCUCUAUCCGAUUCUGGUCACUCGACAAGCGCAUAUGCACACAAGAAAUCACCGCACACCGCAUCAUGCGCGGUGAAGGUGUGUGCAGCGUUGUCUGGAGCCAGGAUGGUCGUCUCGUCGUCUCAGCAGGCGGUGAUGGCAUAGUCAAGCUAGUCGCUCUACCGCAGAGCAUACAGUCUGCAAAAGACUUGUACGACCUGCGCGCCAAGUACAAAGAUGCUUCGGUCCUUAUUACCGCCAUAUACUCCGAAUCUAUGGUCAUCGCAGCGUCCCUGUCCCAAGUCCAAAAUCUCCUGCAACAUGACGCAUUACGAGAGAAACCCCAAUUACUCGAGACGUUCGAUCGCGCGCUCACGGGAUGUCGAGUCGUGUACGGAUGUCUCGAGGAGGAAGUAAGAGAGCUGCGAAUAAAAGCGGAAAACGACGAACUGAAGUUCAAGGACCGAGCGAGGUUUCUUUGGAAGGAAGACACGUUCAAAGAGCUGCUCACGCAGAUCCGCGGCCAGCAAUCUGCGCUCAGUCUCCUUAUACAAGGAUUGCAAAUGGAGUCGAUUGUGGACAUCAAGAAGCUGGUUGAAGACAACAGCGUUACACUCGAUCAGGUUGUAAAACGGUCAAGGACUCUGCGCCAGUCGCACCCUCGUUUGAAGGUACCGGAGUCGCUAUUCAGUCAACAAAGCCUGGACGGUAAAGAUGUCGACGCAGAUUCUAUCGCGAAAGCUACCGAGUUCACUUUCGAUGACGAGGUCGUCAACUCGAAGGCUUAUCGUAGGGCUAUGGCAAUGGCGCUGUCUUCAAACAAUGGAGCGAUUGCACAAGAGAGCUCAGAUACUGAUGUUUUAGAAGACUACUCGACCGCUCUUGGAAGCAUGUCCCAGGGCGACGACAAAGAUAGGAGCGUUGAUCCUAUAGACCUUCCCCCACUAUCGUCAGAGGAAUGGAAGACUACGACUAGUGUCCCAGAGCCUGAAGCUGAAGCAGAACCAGAGAUAUCAUCUCAAGUCGCCACAAAAGAUGACCACGCAGAUUUGUUUGAUACUCUCGAGCGCGACAUACUUUCCUUCAUGCCUCAAACCUCAUCUGCAGCGCUUUGUUUGACUCCGAAUCAUACGGGUUCUGAAAACCCUUCUGCAAUACCGAGUCGAACUUGUCCUCUGACUCCAAGCCAUACGGGUUCUGAGAAUGCCUCUGCGUUGCCGGUCCAUUCUACCGACUCUUUAACUCCGGCGCCAUUGCGAUCGUUCAGUGGAGACAAAGCAAUAAACGACUCAGAAGCACCGCCUCCAUUACCUCCUCGUCGUCCGAGCGGGCAGCCUGUCGCAACGCCCAAAAUGCGUUCAGUGUCUUCUGAUGAUAGUAUAUUUUCCUCUGAUGCGCCAUCCAUCCUAUCAAAAGUGUCAACCGCAUCGACUUACACGGUGUAUGAAACUCCGCAGUUGAGCCCCAAUUCAACAGGGCAAUCGUCACGGAAGCCGCUGCCACUUGGGCACAGAUCCUCUUACAAUGCUUUAGGUAAUGUCGAGUUUGAUGUGAAUGAAGCUAAAGCACAGGGGACAUCAUUACUCCUGCAUAACAUCGAAAUGAACAGCAUCUGGAGAUCACUCGUGGACGCAGAGAGAAAGUUUGUCGACCGCAUGGUAAGACUCAAACGGAUGUUCUACGACAAUAUCAUAAGGCAAUGGCCAAUCAUCGAAAAACAUCUGAAUGCGAUUCUUGUUGGCGAACAACUUGCCACACUACAUCAACAAUGUCUGUUGCACACCAUGGAUCAAGAACUUGCUGGCAAUGGUAGUGCUCUCUGCAAUCCGUACAUCUUCGAAGUCUGGGUUGACAAAAGUCAACGACUAUAUCGAGAGUAUUGCCGUAAGAUGCCGCAUGCUUCCUCCUCACUCCGUACAACUCAAAACAUGGACCCGAAGUUCUCACCAUAUGUCAACACGCUCGGUCUCAGUAUCUCUUAUUUUGGCAAGAGUUGGCAGGACUAUCUGGAACUUCCCAUUAUACAGUUGCAGACUUAUGUCGAUAGCUUGGAAAGUCUCAUCAACAUCGCUGAAACGCUCCGCGAUCCGGCGGCGAGUAGUGAAGUUAUGCGCUUGAGACGCGCUCUGCAGGCCGUCACUUGGCUCAAGACGUUGACGCUGGCUUUGUUAGAGGAAGCGCAAGGCCGUGAAGACGUGCAGAACUUGGAGAAACGUAUUCGGACAGACACCAGUACGCUUUCGCAACUAUACCUACACGAUCCCAGCCGGCGCGUCGUGCAUCAAGGCGGCAUGGCGAUGAAGUUCAAGGGUCAAGGACCUUGGAUUCCAGUACAUGCCAUGCUUCUAGAUAACUACUUCUUCUGGGGAAGAGUUAAGAAGAGCAAGGGAGAUGAAGUGCUGGUAACAGACCCACCUAUUGCAAUUGCCGACAUGGGGUUCUUCCUUCCGGUAGACGCACACCAGUUCCAGAAAGCUACUAUGCUUGACCAAAUAGCAAGGGGCUCAGUCGUAUAUACUGUCACACUUACAAACAAUGCUCGAGACGGCAAGCCAGAUUUGUUGGGUCUGUACGACAUCCAAGACAGGAAAACCUGGACCGAUCAUUUCACGACAGCUCGGACCAAGUUUUACAGGUGA
Molecule: messenger RNA, 4902 nt
Organism: Alternaria postmessia
Lineage: Eukaryota; Fungi; Ascomycota; Dothideomycetes; Pleosporales; Pleosporaceae
Exons: 6
Coding region: 1-4902 (1633 amino acids)
Molecular function (GO): protein binding; guanyl-nucleotide exchange factor activity
Source: RefSeq, a predicted model, not a curated record